GAAGAGCUGGCGUGGGAGAAAAAAUAACCAGCCCUUGAUGGUCCCAGGUCUGCAUGGCUGGUUGUGGUCCAACACACACAGGGUCACUGGACUGGGUCCCUAGGAACCCCUGCCUACUCCUGGAUGGGGAUAGGAGGCACCUGAGGGCCAGGACGGAAGGUGCUGAAGACAGGUGGGCAGAUGGCAGGGGCAGAAUGGGCAGCAGCCAUCCUUGGGUGAAGGGGCAAGUCUCACCACCAGAAGCAGAAGUGAGCUCUGGGAAGGGGGUCGGGGGCUGAAGAACACACCCCUCUUCCCUCUCGGUUCCCCUAAGAGGCGCCACCUGAACGGAGGCCAUCCCUCAGAUGCAGAGGUGGGGUCCACAGAGGGUCCCGCCUAGGCUCCCAGCCAUCUCCUGGGCCCUCUCCGGGCUCUCCUCAUUUGUCUCUGUGGGGACGAGAAUCUGAGAGCAGUAAGUGUGUCCCAAAGAGAAACAGUCACUGGGGGUGAGCCCGGACCCACAAUGGAGAUUCCCCCGGCAGCCAAGCUGGGUGAGGCUUUCGUGUUUGAGGACCGGUUGGAGAUGCAGACAAACCUUUUCCCGGAGGAGGACCCGGGGGACCCUUUUCUUCAGGAAAGGGGUUUAGAGCAGAUGGCUGUCAUCUACAAGGAGAUCCCUCUGGGGGAGCAGGACGAUUAUGAGGGGAAUAUCAGUCUGUGCUCGAGCCUCAUCCAGCAUCAGAGCAUCCCCCCAGGAGACAGACCCCAGGACGAUGAGCCAUCCAGCCCAACCUUCUUCCAGAAAUCAGACCUGACUAUGUGCCAGAUAAUCCACAGCGGGGAAGCGUCCGGUAAGCCCGAUGGGGAGACGGCGGGCAGGGGGGACUCGGGACCCGAGGGGCCUCACAGGACUGCACAGCCAGCCAAGCCCUACGCGUGUCGCGAGUGCGGCAAGGCCUUCAGCCAGAGCUCGCACCUGCUCAGGCACCUGGUGAUCCACACGGGGGAGAAGCCCUACGAGUGCUGUGAGUGCGGCAAGGCCUUCAGCCAGAGCUCUCACCUGCUGCGGCACCAGGCCAUCCACACGGGGGAGAAGCCCUACGAGUGCCGGGAGUGCGGCAAGGCCUUCCGCCAGAGCUCUGCCCUCGCGCAACACCAGAAGACCCACACCGGGAAGAGGCCAUACGCAUGCAGGGAGUGCGGGAAGGACUUCAGUCGGAGCUCGAGCCUCCGGAAGCACGAGCGCAUCCACACCGGGGAGAAGCCCUAUCAAUGUAAGGAGUGUGGGAAAUCCUUCAACCAGAGUUCGGGCCUGAGCCAGCACCGGAAGAUCCACACGCUGAAGAAACCGCACGAGUGCGAGCUCUGUGGGAAGGCCUUCUGCCACCGGUCCCACCUCAUCCGGCACCAGAGGAUCCACACAGGCAAGAAGCCGUAUGCAUGCGAGGAGUGCGGGAAGGCCUUCAGCCAGAGCUCCAACCUCAUUGAGCACCGCAAGACGCACACGGGCGAGAAGCCUUACAAGUGCCACAAGUGUGGCAAGGCCUUCAGCCAGAGCUCCUCGCUCAUCGAGCACCAGCGCAUCCACACCGGCGAGAAGCCCUACGAGUGUGGCCAGUGCGGCAAGGCCUUCUGCCACAGCUCGGCCCUCAUCCAGCACCAGCGCAUCCACACAGGCCGGAAGCCCUACGUGUGCAAUGAGUGCGGCAAGGCCUUCCGGCACCGCUCGGCCCUCAUCGAGCACUACAAGACCCACACGCGGGAGAGGCCCUACGAGUGCAACCGCUGUGGCAAGGCCUUCCGGGGCAGCUCGCACCUCAUCCGCCACCAGAAGGUCCAUGCGGGGGACAAGCUCUAGAGGAGGGGCUGGCGCCACGGCCUGCGCCUCUGGCAGCUGGAGCCCUGCCCCCCACUCAUCUGUGAGGCCUGCCCGCCUCCCCAGACCAGUUCCUCCUGGAAAUGCCCGCCCGCCCUGGUGGCAGGGCCCGGCCCCCGCUCCGCGGCCCUGGCCCAGCAGGGGGACUGGGUGGGGUGGGGAGGGAGGCCAAGGGCCGGGGCGCCAGGGCACAGCCGGCUCUCAGUUGUCUUGUGCUCACCUGUGACCCAAUGGGGUUUAGUUUUGCCCUCUAUUCGCU
This is a messenger RNA of Physeter macrocephalus (sperm whale), 2114 nucleotides long. RefSeq names its product zinc finger protein 70 (gene ZNF70). Gene Ontology annotation, biological process: regulation of gene expression. Gene Ontology annotation, cellular component: nucleus. The transcript is spliced from 2 exons. NCBI's taxonomy places the organism in Eukaryota, Metazoa, Chordata, Mammalia, Artiodactyla, Physeteridae. The record is from RefSeq and is a predicted model, not a curated record. Bases 503 to 1837 code for a protein of 444 amino acids.